Molecule: messenger RNA, 813 nt
Organism: Malania oleifera
Lineage: Eukaryota; Viridiplantae; Streptophyta; Magnoliopsida; Santalales; Ximeniaceae
Exons: 2
Coding region: 144-425 (93 amino acids)
Source: RefSeq, a predicted model, not a curated record
AUUUAAUUUUAUUUGGUUGGGCCCAGUGUUCACUAUGGAAAAUAUUGACUCAUGAAGCCCAACAAGAAGUAGGCCCAUAUCAAAAGAAACCAACGAAGAAGGGGCGUGGGUGGCAAAUCCGAAAACCAAGGAGAAAUCAUCAUAUGGAGAACCGAGCCGGCGGUGGAAGCCACUGGUGGUGGGCACUGGCGAGCACGGCCCAGUUGGCGUGGGGAAUCAACUCUUACAGAAAAGGUUACGCCGGCGAUUCUCGGCUGAUGCCUUUCAAGGCGUUCGCCGUCGCCUCUCUCUUCGUUGGCGCCGCCGCCUCUGCCUCCGUCAGCAUCCUCAGUUUCUCCGGCAUUCACAGAGUGGAAGACGUUAUGGUAGUGGGUGCUAACAUAAGGACUAGACUUGGGAUUCCUCGAAGGGCGGGUGAUGAAUAAGCAAAACUCGUAUUUGAGAGAUCAUUCUUCUGAUUCAGUAGUGUUCUUGUCAGUAUAUAUUUGGGAGGAUCCAUUUACCAUCUUCACUGAUGGGUUCUGCCACAGAGGAUGUUCCAAUCUGCUCAAGAUUAUAGAUAGCACAUCCUGAAAGCUUCCAGUGGAUCUGUGUCCAAAAUCAUGUGGGGUGCUGUUUCCAGUUAUAUAUAACUCUGUUUUGUCUGCAUAUUGUUUGAAUGUGGUCAUAUAUUUUUUAGGCUUUGGAGUUUUGGAGGUUGAGUUUGAACAUUUAGAGCGCAGAAUUUCAUUUCUGGGAGCUCAUGGCUUUACAUCAUGCUUCUUUGUUCACAUGUUGCAAUUGAAAUGGCAAGCAAAUGCUACUAUUUUUAUA